AUGUCAACUGGACAAAAGGAAAUGGGUACAGGGAGCAUUGCUGUAGAAGAGUGUAUUUUCAAAAGAAAUAAUUCCAGAUUGAUGGAUGAAAUUUUAAAACAACAGCAGGAACUUCUGGGCUUAGAUUGUUCCAAAUACUCAACAGAGUUUGCAAAUAGUAAUGACAAAGAUGAUCAAGUUUUAAAUUGCCAAGUGGCAGUGAAGGUCCUGUCCCCAGAAGAUGGAAAAGCAGAUAUUGUACGAGCUGCUCAGGAAUUCUGCCAGUUAGUAGCCCAGCAGCAAAGUAAAUCCACAGAUUUGGAUGUGCAGAUGUUAGACAGUUUACUUAGUUCAAAUGGUUUUCCUGAUCCUGAUGUAGUACUGAAGUUUGGGCCUGUGGAGAGCACUUUAGGCUACCUUCCCUGGCACAUCAGAUUGACUGAGAUUAUUUCCUUGCCUUCCCACCUAAACAUCAGCUAUGAGGACUUUUUCUCUGCCCUUCGUCAGUAUGCAGCGUGUGAACAGCGUCUGGGAAAGUAGUGAUCCCUGGCUGCAUAAUUUGGUUUCAGGCUUUUGGAGAAAAGGACCUAAGUGAUUCUGAUGUUUACAAAGCAACUAUGAAACCCUGUACACACCUAGUUUAUAACCCUCAUAAUUUAUCAACAAACACAAAAAAGUGUCUUACUUGAGAGUAAGUGUGCGUGUGUGCGUGUGUGCGUGCGUGUGUGCAUGCGUGUGUGUGUGUGUGUGUGUAUGGAAAUAAAUUUAUAAAUGGGAAGUGUUAGAGAAGGAAACACGUGGACUUGCACCUCUGAGCAAGCAGCAGUAAUGUUAUAGGAGCUGAAAUUUCAGUUUUAAAGCCUUCAGCCCCAACUCUUUCCCUGUUUUUGUAGGGACAGGAGUGGAUGUUUAGAGCUGUUAGAUUAUUAU
Molecule: messenger RNA, 909 nt
Organism: Myotis davidii
Lineage: Eukaryota; Metazoa; Chordata; Mammalia; Chiroptera; Vespertilionidae
Gene: NUS1
Product: NUS1 dehydrodolichyl diphosphate synthase subunit
Exons: 5
Coding region: 1-519 (172 amino acids)
Cellular component (GO): dehydrodolichyl diphosphate synthase complex; endoplasmic reticulum membrane
Molecular function (GO): ditrans,polycis-polyprenyl diphosphate synthase [(2E,6E)-farnesyl diphosphate specific] activity
Source: RefSeq, a predicted model, not a curated record